GGUCCCAGCCCAGACGCUGGACUGAUUGGAAGGCUCUUGGAGAGGGAGGACAGACGGAGCAUCCUCCCCGCUGACCACCCUAGCCACUUGGACCUUGGAAGAGAGCAGGGCAAUCCUUUCAGCCACUGCCACAGCAGAAACUGCCAAGAAGACAACCUGACUCAUAAGGACAUGGCUUUGGUGCAAACACGAAUCCCGGGCCACCAGACAGGGGAAGAAUAUGAGGCUGAUGUUGAGUUGCCAAGGGACAAGGAUGACAGUCUGGAUGGGGGCUUCACUGAUGAGGAAGAAGUGGAAGUUGAAGAUGGUGCUCUGACAGAUGAAGACCGGAGGUUUCUAAAACAGUUCCCGAGCUGGAAAAAGAAUGAGAAGAAGCGCAUUAGAAUGCUCUAUGCCAUUGCAGACCACAUUGACGAAAGCCACCAAAAAGCUACCAAGACCAAAGUGGUGACUACCUCUGUGUCAGUCAUCUCUGGAGCCCUGAGCCUCGUGGGUUUGUUCUUGGCUCCGACAACUGCAGGGGGAAGCCUGGUACUCACUGCGGUUGGGAAUGGUUUGGGGGCAGUUGCUGAGGUCACCAACAUUGUGACCAAUGUGAGGGGAAACUCUUACAAGAAAAGAGUCCUAGCUCAGGCCAACAGCAUCAUGCCUAGCAGCGACGAGAAGCUUGAGGAGGUCAAGGGAGAGAAGACGAGCUACAUCACAGCCGCCGGGGAGCUUGUCUACAAAUGUGGGAGCGCCUGGGAUAUCAUCAGAAAGCACCUCCGAGCCCUCCGGCUAACCAGAACACAACCUCACGUCACCUCAGCUGCCAAGAAGCUCAUGACUGCCGGCCAAGUAUCAGCUCGAAGCGGCAGGCAGGUGCAAAGGGCCUUUGGGGGCACAGCCCUGGCAAUGACCAAAAAUGCUCUGAGGAUAGGCCGUGUAGCUACUGCCUUCUCCCUUGGCCAGGACAUAUAUACUCUCUGGGAGGACUGGGAGAAUCUGAAGGCUGCAACCCCAACAGAGCUUGCAGAAGAGUUACGAACACGGGCUGAGGAGCGGGAGAGGGUGUUAGCAGAACGUACCCGUCGCUACGAAAAGCUGAAGGUGAUGGCCGGGUAUUGAAAGAGACCUGGAGGCCUAACGUGGGAUCUGUAGAGUCAUGCAGAUGUUAUGUUGUGAGGUCUGCAGAGAUGUCUCUCACCACGUUUCCAUAGCUGUGAUAAAGACCAUGCUCAGAAGGGUUUAUUUGGUUUACAAAUCCCGAGUCACAGUCCACUGAGAGAAGCCAAGGCAGUGAGAGCUUAGUCCUUACUCCAUUUUGGGAUUGGCCUUCAUCUUAAAGAAAAAAACAAAGCCUGAGAAGGACCUGCUGCAGAACCCAAGCUGCGCCCAAGUACCAGGAAGGACCCCACGGCUUGUCCUUGGCCAGGGUUACUUCCCUAGCCACUUCCUAGCAACAGUUAAUCAAAGAUUAGUCCGAUUGUUUCAGAUGUACUUUCAGACCAUUUGUGAUUGUACACAGUCUUGCUUCAGACACCCACCUGUCAGCUUAUAGUCAUUCUAUUAGAUGCUUGCCAGACUGGACACCCCCUUACCCCCUCAUUCGUUCCUAUUUUCCUAUAAAACCUUGUCCUGCAGAGGGUUGGGGGCUGCUCCGCCUUCCCUUCCCGUCCUGCUGUGUCAGGGUUGGGUUGGAAGAAAACCCAAGCCUGAGCCUGUAAUAAAGAGACCCUAAUGGGAUUACAUCA
Molecule: messenger RNA, 1733 nt
Organism: Apodemus sylvaticus (European woodmouse)
Lineage: Eukaryota; Metazoa; Chordata; Mammalia; Rodentia; Muridae
Product: apolipoprotein L6-like
Exons: 4
Coding region: 172-1107 (311 amino acids)
Biological process (GO): lipid transport; lipoprotein metabolic process
Cellular component (GO): extracellular region; membrane
Molecular function (GO): lipid binding
Source: RefSeq, a predicted model, not a curated record